UUGUAUCAGGUUUGCGACACUGAUUGGUGCGACUUAUGACAAAAUAUGAUGGUUGCUUAGUUAUUGGUUAUGUUAGAGAAUUUUCAGAGUAUUGAAUACGAUAUUAAGUCCACUAACGAAGUUCAUUCGUGUCUAUUUGGUACUAUUGGACAGCUUCCCUACUUCUGUACCAUUCACAAUAAGGAACGUCGUUAAAAAUGAACAGCACAAGAAUGAAGCAUGUUCGAGGUUAGGGUGACAGUUUUUGUCUUCACAUAAUCUUAAAGGGCGAGAAAAGCAUCUGAAAUGGGAUCGGUAGAAAGAAGCAGGAAAGUGGAGAAUCCGAAGGCCCGAAAAAGUACUCAGAAAUUACCAAAACGGAUCAGUGAAAUGAGCAAGGAAGCACUAGAAAAAACAUUACAGAAGAAAAGAGAAUGCAAUGCCAAAGCAUUACAGAUUGUGGAAAGCUUUCUGGAAAAUACUGUCAGUGAAGCCUGGUUUCUUGAUUGUCUCAAAUUCAUCAAUCCAAGUCAUUAUCAAGAUGUUAUAGAAGAAAGAGCAAUAUCUUUAAACUGUGGGUAUCCACUAUGUCAAAAGAAGCUGAAAAAUAUUCCCAGUCAGCAAUAUCAUAUAUCUACCCAAAUGAAUAAAGUAUAUGACAUUACAGAAAGAAAGAACUUCUGCAGUAACCAGUGCUACAAAGCAUCAUCAUACGUGAAAGCUCAGUUACUUACAAGUCCUCUCUGGAUAAGAGACAAAGAAGAGAUACCUAAAUUUAAUAUUCUUCAUUUUGAAUCAGCAAGUGGUGGCAUUGGGGAAGAGAUAGAUGUUGGUCAAAACAGUGCAUUAAAAGAAGAAUUAAAACAACUGAAUGAAGAAGAGACAUCCAACAGAUUCACUUCAGUGUUACAGUUUACAAGAGAGUCUCUUUCACAGUUGGUAUCAGAUAUUGAAAAGAAAGACAAAAAAAGAAACUCAGGAACAGAAAAUUGUACAUCUAAGAAACAGGGGGAUAAGAACAAAGCAGAAGUAAAGGAUAAAUUUAAUUCAGUUAAGAGUGGCUGUAAAGAAACAAACAGUGCAGAACAAUUGGAAUUCCAAGAUGGAACAGUAGAAAAUGUUCAUACAGACAAAGCAGAACAAACCAAGAAAACUUACAACACAACUGAGAGACAAAAUGUUCAGAAUUCUCAGGAAGGUAGUAACAGAACAGAACAGCCUGAUAAAAGCACUGAAAAGAGGGGUGAAAUCUCAAAUAAUUUCAGAUAUGUUGCAUGUGAGAGUAGCAUAAUUCAUACAGUCAAAGAAAACGAAGCCUAUGAUAUUUUAAGCAAUUCUCCAAAAUCAGUAUGUAGUAAAAUACAAAAAUCAAUACCCAAGAAAAGAGAGUCAAACAAAAAAUCUUUGAAUAUUCCUUGUAUGACAAAUGCAGUAAUUUAUAUUGAAAAAUGUCUGUAUGAUUGGUUCACAAUUGAAUCAAUGUGUUUUCUUUUUGGAAAAGAAAAGCUUAAAGAAAUGGUACAAGAAAAGGGGGACUGCAUAAAGGAGUAUUAUAAGGGGACACACAAUGCUUCAUGGGAUUCCAAAACCCAAGAGCAAUACUUGGCCAUCUGCCGCCACUUGAAUAUCUUAGAGAUUGAAGAUCAAGAGUAUGAUCAUCAAAUAGUAACAAAGCCUCUUCCAGAUUAUAGCGCAGUGAGAGAAGAAGCAAAGAAAAUGGAUCUUAAAGUAAGGUCAUAUUAUCAGGGCAAGACAGUGUAUGAAGAUGUAGACAGCAUAAGCAUUUCUGAAACAGACAGUGAUUCUACACCUGUACUACCAUUGGUUGAUCUCCAUGCCCAGAAUGCUCUCCGCAGAAGAAUUGUGUUGGAUCGUCUGAAUCGAAUUUUACCUGAUUUACUACGGACAUUUGGUUUAUCAUCACGUGAUAUCAGUGGAGACGUUCGAAGUCUUGUUACCACCUUCACAUUUGGAGCCAACAACAUCACUUUCAAACCACCUGAAUGGAGUCUGAUUGGCCUUAUCAUUAUUAAAAUGUUGUCCAUAAAGGAUAUGAGAUUACAAAUUCUUCUGGACAAUGAGCAAGUGAUAAAGUACACAACCAUGAUGCUAAUGAGUUUUCAGCAAGAUGGAGGCUACUUGGAUAGACUGCUGGCUUGGUUGACAGAUAUAGACAAUUUAUUGCGCAAGCAAUAAAGAACAUGUUUGUUUUUACCAGAACACAGUGACAGACCAAUCAUCCAAAUUGAUCUGUGACAAGAGUAGUUCAGAUAAUCAAGUAUUUGGAUAAUUGGAUUAAAUUCUUAUUUAUGAAAAAAACACUUUUAUAAGAAUAUUAUAAUGUAUUGUACUAUUAUAAAAAUGAAAAGUAAAAAAAAAACUUCUAAAACACGUGAUACAUGAAAAAUUAAUGCAUUUAAUUAUGCAUUAACAUUUUAAAAUACUUUUUUAUUAGUCAAACACUUAUGUUUAUUUAACAGAUGCAUUCGUUGGUUGUGGUGAUUUGGUUAAUCAGUAAUUCCGAUAAUCGGCAUUCUACUGUACAUAAGACAGACUUGAUUGUCAGUUGUGGAAUUUAAAAAAUAAAUGAACAUAUUAAAAAACGUAAGUAAAACGUUGCCAUGUAGAGUCUUCACGCCAGAUGACAAUCUGUCUGUACAUGAUCAUAUCAUCAUCAUGCAUUAGGCUAUGAUUGGUCUGUUCUGUGCUCGUGAAAAGUAUGUUGGUCCCUCCACCUUUACUGAUGAUGUUUUAUAUUUCGUUGUCCUACUGAAUUGCAUGUUAAAAUUUUCCUUGGAAUUCAUCUAUAUUCCAUUUAUAGACUGUGAUGUUUCUACUGUGAUCUGGGGCAAUUCUUUGUGGUUAUGUCCAACAAAUUGAACAUAUACAGAAUCUGUAUUUAAGUAACAAUUUCUUCAUAAAAAAAACAACAGCAAUUACAGAUAUGUAGGCCUAGAACUCUAUGCAACAGGAAAUUAUGCUUCAUGAGUUCUGCUCAUAUGAUCCUGUUGUCAGUUGUGACUAAACCCUGUUCUGUAUACAACUUCACAGCAAUCAGCAUGUUGUGAAAUGGGUGAUAUGAAAUGAUACAUGUUCUGUGAAGAGAAGUGUGUGAAGUUGGAGAGAGAGCCACAUAAACCAAUGAAAUGCCUAAAUAUGUAAUCAGUGAAGAAAUUCUCAGCCAGAGUGGAACAUUUGAGUGUUCCGUUUAAAAAGGGCAGAAUUUCCAGCAAAACUGAUCCAUGUUCCAACCACCUCCACCAUCCUACACUGACCAAACAUGUGUUUGUGAGAGAAUGUAUAGUGUCAGUCAAUAAAACGUUGUAUUUAGAUAUGCUGAAACAGCUGCAACAAGAGUUUGAUGGAAAUGUCCCAAAAAAAUGGAAGUCAAGUUUGAGGAUGUUGCAUCAUGACUACAUACUGGUUCACUAAGCACUUUUCAUAAGGAAAAAUUAUUGAACAAGCACAGUAUUUCAUUGGUUCCCCAUUAACCUCAUUCAUGGAUUUAGGAUCUAAUGACUUUUCUUUUUGUUUCUAAAACUGAAAGUGACCCAGAAUCAAUAUGGUGCAAACCCAGUGACUAUCCAAAUUGUAGCACAGGAAAUAAACAUCACCCUGAAAGAAUAGUAUCAGAACUGCAUCAAAUCAGAGAACUGCUGAAAUUAUGGUGUUCAGUAAAGAAGAGAAUAUUUUAAGAGGAUAAAAACACAAAUACUCAGUCCCAGAAUUAACAGUCUUCCCUCACAUAUGCUCGUUAGUGCAGAAUGCUCAAUUUCUAAUUGAAGUCUUGCUAAGUUAACUGACAUAUUAUUAAAUAAUGCAAAAUAUAUUUACGGUGUAAAUUUCUAACAUACAGUAACUUAUAUACAAAUUCGGGUCUUAUAUUACUAAAAUCUGUGCUUCAGAUUCCAUGAGGUUUAUUGUAAUAUUCCAGUCUUCUGAGUCAACUGAACCCUCUCAUUAGGGACCACAACUUCCGAGUCACUUCAAUUCCAAAUUGACUGGGGACAGUCUAUCACUAUAAUCCAUUAUGCUGCAAUAAGACAUGCUUUUGGUCAAUACAUUUUAAAAACACCUGUUUUUCACUUGUGAAAAUUUGGAGAAUAGGUAUAUCAUAAUGACCACUCAUCGGGGCUGGUGGAAUCUUGAUGUUGCUCUCCAAGUGAUGACAAAUUCCCCCCCCCCC
Molecule: messenger RNA, 4165 nt
Organism: Cryptotermes secundus
Lineage: Eukaryota; Metazoa; Arthropoda; Insecta; Blattodea; Kalotermitidae
Product: putative RNA polymerase II subunit B1 CTD phosphatase RPAP2
Exons: 7
Coding region: 286-2175 (629 amino acids)
Cellular component (GO): cytoplasm; nucleus
Molecular function (GO): RNA polymerase II CTD heptapeptide repeat phosphatase activity; RNA polymerase core enzyme binding
Source: RefSeq, a predicted model, not a curated record